CUUGUAUUGUAUUAUUAUCUCAUAUAAAAAAAGAAGAGUUUAAAACCAUACAUAGAGAUGGAGUGUUCAAUAUCAAUAAUAUUUCACCUAUACAUGGCGGUGGUGGGGCUGCAGGCACACACUGUGUCGUCUUUGGAGAAGACGAGACAAUGCCACGAUGAAGAGAAGGCUGCCUUGCUCCAAUUCAAGCACAGCUUUCCCAGCACCAACCAAUGUAAUUCGUCAAAACUGGAAUCAUGGAAAGAAGGGGGGCACUGCUGCUCAUGGGAGGGUGUGGAGUGUGAUGAUCAUUAUCAUGUUGUCGGAUUAGACCUGAGCCAGAGUUGCCUCUUCGGUUCCGUAAACUCGAGCAAUGCCGCUGCCAUUUUCAAUCUCCCAAGGCUCAAGAUGCUCGAUUUAAGUGACAAUCCUGAUCUCAGUGGCUAUUUGCCCAACUUCCGUUCGGGGAGUCCUCUUAAAUCGUUGCGGCUCUAUGAUACAAGUUUAGGGGGAGUGUUGCCUCCCUCCAUUGGGAAUCUUGCCUCUUUGGAAGAACUAUACAUCGGCUAUUGCAAAUUUACAGGGGACCUUCCGAUGUCACUCGGUAAUCUUACCCAACUUGUUUAUUUACACAUCUCAGGUGCUAAUCUCUUCACCAAGCUCAAUGGUUUAUACAACAUGUACUUGACGGAUUGUUUGGCUCGGUGGAUCUAAGCUUGUUCUCUCACCUCAAAAUUUUAGAGGUAUCUUGAUCUAUCCUUCAAUAGUUUGGGUGGAAAGCUUCCCCAGUGUUUGAGCCAGUUUAGCAAUUCUCUUUCGUUGUUGGAUUUGAGAGGAAACAAAUUUGAGGGAAAUAUUCUGUCAACAUGGAGAAAUGGAUGCCAACUGAGAAUGAUCAGUAUGAGCCAAAAUCAAUUGCAAGGGCAAUUGCCCAGGUCAUUAGCCAACUGUUCAUUACUGGAAUUCAUUGAUUUUGGCAGCAACCAAAUAU
Molecule: messenger RNA, 970 nt
Organism: Cuscuta campestris
Lineage: Eukaryota; Viridiplantae; Streptophyta; Magnoliopsida; Solanales; Convolvulaceae
Source: the annotation of a GenBank genome assembly